Molecule: messenger RNA, 880 nt
Organism: Saprolegnia parasitica CBS 223.65
Lineage: Eukaryota; Oomycota; Saprolegniomycetes; Saprolegniales; Saprolegniaceae
Exons: 1
Coding region: 43-813 (256 amino acids)
Molecular function (GO): phosphatidylinositol binding
Source: RefSeq, a predicted model, not a curated record
UGCCUUUUGCCACCCACGACGCAGAUCUUAUCCAACACUAGUAUGACCACAGCGCUGACCGGCCGCAUGCACGAUCUUCAACUCGACUCGGUCGACAAGGUCAAGCUCGCCCACGAGCACGACCGCAGCGACGUCAAGGUGCACGCGAGCGCAAUGUGGUACGCGCCGCGCGGCGUCACGCCGUUUACGAUCUACACGCUCAUCGUGUCGUGCCCGGGCACGAAAGCGUGGUGGGUCAUCCAAAAGCGCUUCUCGCAGUUCCACUGCCUCCGCAAGCAGCUGCAAAAGCUCCAUGCGUUCUCGACAGGAGCGAUCCGGAGUCUCCUCAAAGACAUUGCCAAGUGCGAGUUUCCGUCGCGCCAUCUCAGUUUUGACACGGCGACGAUCGUUACGGAGCGCAAGACGUUGCUUCAGGACUUUACGACCAAGGUCAUUGCGCUCCGCGCCGCCUGCGUCCUCCAGUCGCUCAACGCCGAAACCACGUCGCUUGGCGCCAAGCUUGACCAUAUUUACGAUAUUCUUCAGCGCUUUCUCGAAAUUCCGGACGGGCUCCGCGACGAAGACCUCCGGCACACGCUCUCGGUGAGCUCGCCCACGUGCAGCAAUGGGUCGGGCUCGCCGUCGACGGCCAAUGAGGACGACGAAGAGUCAUGCGCCAUUUGCAUGAGCGCGUUUGAUGCGAGCGAGUCGGUGCUCACAAUGGCAUGCCACCACUCGUUCCAUGAAGACUGCAUUAUCCAUUGGUUUGAAGAGAAGCUCACGUGCCCCCUCUGUCGCGACGAAGCCGUCGGUGGCCACGUCGUUGGCUGCUGAACUUUAGGAUUUCUCUAGGUAUUUAGUUCUUCAAUUUAUAGUCUCUUCAACAAUCUCGCUCUGCCCG